AGAGGUCGGCCUGACAAUGGCCAAGAACAAAUGGAAAGGGCAGGAGCCCAGGAAUGUGUUUCACAUAGCCAGCCAAAAAAAACUUAAAGGGUAAAAGUAAAGCAAAACCACGAAUCUUAAGGAGAUAAACAUUAUGAACGCUGAAAAAGCUAAAAGAAUGACGGAAGCUUUUGUGGACAUAGAGAAGGAGCUAGCUCACUUCUCUCAAGGACUUUCCCUCGAACCUCUGCAGAAACAGCUGGCUCUUCAGCCGAGUCAGGAAAACAGACCAGUGAAUGUUGACAAAGCUCUAAGAUUAAUAGCUCCGUUGUAAUGCACCUGGUGAUGCAUCAGAUUCGCCCCAAAGACCAAUAAAUUAAAUGUUUUAUACAACGGCCUAGCCUGGUCUAUGUGGCUCAGUGGUUGAACA
Messenger RNA from Eptesicus fuscus (big brown bat), 409 nucleotides. RefSeq names its product ribosomal biogenesis factor-like. The record is from RefSeq and is a predicted model, not a curated record. Gene Ontology annotation, cellular component: nucleolus. Lineage: Eukaryota; Metazoa; Chordata; Mammalia; Chiroptera; Vespertilionidae. The transcript has a single exon. Gene Ontology annotation, biological process: ribosome biogenesis.